AUGGAUCACAGCAAAUUCGACACCAACACGUUCAUAAAAAUAUUCGAGAAAGACAUAAAAUUUUACGUAGUACCUAAUGACUUUCCAAUAAUCGAAGACGGAAUAAUUGGACUACCAUGUCUAAAAGAGUUUCAAUUCGAACUUUCCAACGAUAAAUUAAAAUUAGAUAAUCACACUAUACUGUUACAGAAUAACCCAAGUGUCCAACCAAGCCAAACGCUUGAACGAACUGUAUACCUGGAGAUUAAACCGACACGAGUAUGCUUUAUCAAUGGUGGUAAGUCCACACUACAAAUUUCUAACCAUAUUGAACAAUCCAAUAAAUAUGAACAAAUCGCGACAUUCAAAGAAUUAAACGAUACCAUAAAUCUUGAAAAAGAAUUUACCGAAUGGGAACAGUCGGACGAAAUACCGAAACGAUUAAAAAUACCCAACAGAAAGAACUUCUUUCAACUAACAAAAGGAGAAAUGGAAAGUUACGACAAACUCAAAUGGUUACAAAAACUUCACGGAAUCAUUCAAACCACAGACAAUAUUGGAAUGGAGACGAUAACUUUACUGAAAUAG
Heterotrigona itama is the source of this 567-nucleotide messenger RNA. The record is from the annotation of a GenBank genome assembly. NCBI's taxonomy places the organism in Eukaryota, Metazoa, Arthropoda, Insecta, Hymenoptera, Apidae.